This is a messenger RNA of Gasterosteus aculeatus aculeatus (three-spined stickleback), 875 nucleotides long. The record is from RefSeq and is a predicted model, not a curated record. Lineage: Eukaryota; Metazoa; Chordata; Actinopteri; Perciformes; Gasterosteidae.
GCGCAAGCUUGAUGCGCUCUACAGCAGCUAGCCGCGGAGCAUCUAAACAGCUAAACAUGGCUCCGCUCACAUACAGCAGAAUGUCUCAUUUACUGAGGUCGUCCAUUAACAGACUCUCCGUUAUAAGAACCGGGGACGAAUCAAAACCGGGACCUGCGUGUUGUGUUCAGUUCGCACGCUGCCAGAGGUCGGGGGACAGCCAGGCCUUACAGGAGAGGCAGAGGCAGCAGAUGGCCAAAGGUCUCCCCCGGCAGAAGCCCAUCGCCGGGGUCAAACAGGUCGUCGUCGUGGCUUCGGGGAAAGGGGGCGUCGGCAAGUCCACCACGGCGGUGAAUUUAGCUCUUGGAUUGUUGGCCAACGAUCCGCUCAAGUCCGUCGGCCUGUUGGACGCCGACGUCUACGGCCCCUCGAUUCCCAAACUGAUGAACCUGAAGGGAAACCCGGAGCUCAGCGACGACAACCUGAUGAUCCCUCUGGUGAACUACGGGGUUCCUUGCAUGUCGAUGGGCUUCCUGGUGGACGACGUGGCCCCCAUCGUGUGGCGGGGGCUGAUGGUGAUGUCAGCGAUAGAGAGACUGCUGAGACACGUGGACUGGGGGUCUCUGGACUAUCUGGUGGUCGACAUGCCUCCGGGGACGGGGGACGUCCAGCUGUCAAUCUCCCAGAACGUCCCGGUAGCCGGCGCCGUCAUCGUGUCGACGCCACAGGACAUCGCCCUGCUGGACGCCCGCCGCGGCGCCGAGAUGUUCAGGAAGGUCCACGUGCCGGUUCUCGGCCUGGUGCAGAACAUGAGCGUCUUCCAGUGUCCCAAAUGUGACCACCGGACGCACAUCUUCGGCUCCGAUGGAGCACGGCGGCUCGCCGACACGCUGGGG